UCUAAAACUGAGUUACAAGAGUCGCAAGUGAUAAUGAUGAGAAUGUCGAACAAGAUUGACGAGCUUCUUCGUUACUGUGAAGAGAACUUUGAGAGAGGAAACCUAGAACAUGCGUUACGAUGCGCUGUCUCAGUCUGUAAAGCGAAUCCUGAUGCUCCUCAACCUUACGCGCACGUCACCGCUUAUAGAAUCCUUUUCGCAGCAGCUAACAAUCGCACGGUCGCAGGGGAGCCUGACUGGUACGUUGUGUUGGGAAUCAACAGACGCAGAUCUUCAAAGUAUGUGGCGGACGCAAUCGAGAGGCGGUGCGGGGAGAUAAUUGAGGUGUUGGACGGAGAGACUGGGGUUUUCAAGGCUGUUUUGAGGGUUUAUGAUCUGGUUAGAAUCGGUGUGGCUGAGUUGAUGGACGAAGAUAGGAGAAGCGCGUAUGAUCUCCGUUCUGGAUUUUUCUAAUAUCAUCGACUGAAUCUAUAAAUCUUCU
This is a messenger RNA of Camelina sativa (false flax), 481 nucleotides long. Lineage: Eukaryota; Viridiplantae; Streptophyta; Magnoliopsida; Brassicales; Brassicaceae. The record is from RefSeq and is a predicted model, not a curated record.